Molecule: messenger RNA, 645 nt
Organism: Cyprinodon variegatus (sheepshead minnow)
Lineage: Eukaryota; Metazoa; Chordata; Actinopteri; Cyprinodontiformes; Cyprinodontidae
Product: trafficking protein particle complex subunit 8-like
Exons: 5
Source: RefSeq, a predicted model, not a curated record
AAUGGCAGCAUCACUGUUUUUUCUUUCUCUCCAGAUUGCAGACUCAGCAGCCGAGAACGAGCCAAGCUGUGCUUUAAGGCUACGCGAUGCAAACCCCAUGAAGGAGCUGAUGAUGUGAAGGAAUUCACUUUCUCAGACCUGAAUCUGGGAAACGAACGGAUCGUCAGCUCCUCCACACCCUGUGGAGAUUUCUUCUUCCGCUGCCAUCAGAGCUCAGAGUUCCACCAACCAGCCAGGAGCUCCUCCAGCAGCAGAGGCCAGGCCCCUCCCCCCUCUGACAUCACAAGCAUCGCCAAGAAGUGCAAUGAGCUGGACCUUCAUUUGAUCGUCAUCUGGAAGGCGUAUGUGGUGGAGGACAACAAGCAGCGGAUGGUGGAAGGCCAGCUCCAUGUGGCUCUGCAGGCCGUGGGCCAAGAGGCCAGUUCUCUGCUCCCCAGAGAGGAAGCUCAGGAGAUGAUGCUCCUCAGGUUUAGGUCAGAGUCGCCUCCUCCAGCCCUCCUGCCUCAUCCACAACUUUCCCAGCUCAUCAGGACCAACCUCGGCUACCCUGAAACCUUCUCCCAUCACUUCCUCAGAGACAGGUGAGAGAUUGCUGCCGUGGGUGGGAGACUGCUGCCGUGGGUGAGAUUGCUGCCGUGGGUGAGA